AAAUGUCAAAGGAUAUCAAGAUUUCGUCAUUGUGUAAAAGCAAUUAGUUGCGAGCACUUUGUGCGUUGCAUUUAAAUUGUUUCGUUUGUUAUAAUUAUGUUUAUUAGUGCCUCCGAGGCCGUUAAUUCCGAUACAAGUACGGACGCUAACAUAAGUAAUAGUGAGGAAGCAAUGCCUGCUGUAAUUAGUAGUAAUUCUAUGUUGCUGAGUAGUAAACGUUCCGCCAGUAGCGCUUCAGAGGCCGAUUGCUACAACAUGUCUCUCGGCGCCGGGCCUCUGUGGUGGUCCGAUGCCCCUGGGGAGACCAGGGGCUCGCCGCCUUUGCGGCUAACUUUUCGCACUGGCCGUCAGCCAUGGGACACUGUCUUGCAGGGGCGCACUUUGUAUGUUGCCCUUCCACCACGUGUCCUUGCCGAGGGCUCCCGUGAGAGUUUUGUUGCACUGCUUGAGGCUGCAGAGGAGGAUCUUAAAUGCGAACAUGUCAUAGUGGUUUUUGCCAACGAUCAUCCUGAGAGGGCAAAAUUGAUAAGGACAUUCAUGUUCUUUGGGUUUACAGUGUUAUCUCCAACCUCUCCACUAAUGCCUCCAUCGUUAGCCUCAGGCAAUGUGUGCAUGGUAUAUAACAUCGAGGAGUAGUCUACCCCCAGCAGAGCCUCGGUCACUUCGGUUUUGUUCACCUUAGUUUUAAAUAUCUUUUGUGAUGUCCCAUAGUUUCUAUUUAAAGCUUUCAAACAGCUUACACUUGCGCCACUUUUGCUUAUUUUCAUCUUUAGUAUUGUAUGAUUGUCUGUUUGUCAAAGGCAAAGGUAAAUUUCAUCUCUUUCACAUCGUACAAGUAUACAUCACUUUCUUUUUCUUAUAUUUAGGUGUGUUAUAGUAUAUGUAUUUGUUCUUUCUAUUUAACAAUAUGUAGUUUUAUAUUAUUAAAUUUAUAUUUAGGUAUAUUGGCUGGUGAACAAAUCUAGGUGGUAAAUUUAAAGCGGCAGUGCGAAAAUAUUGUGCCCCUAUAUAUAUAUAUUAACAAAAAAAAACAAAAAAAAAUCAUAUAAGA
This is a messenger RNA of Anoplophora glabripennis (Asian longhorned beetle), 1051 nucleotides long. RefSeq names its product ornithine decarboxylase antizyme 1 (gene Oda). Gene Ontology annotation, biological process: positive regulation of protein catabolic process. Gene Ontology annotation, molecular function: ornithine decarboxylase inhibitor activity. The record is from RefSeq and is a predicted model, not a curated record. Lineage: Eukaryota; Metazoa; Arthropoda; Insecta; Coleoptera; Cerambycidae. Gene Ontology annotation, cellular component: cytoplasm; nucleus.